Rhinolophus ferrumequinum (greater horseshoe bat) is the source of this 849-nucleotide messenger RNA. Its product is annotated as iron-sulfur cluster assembly enzyme ISCU, mitochondrial-like. Gene Ontology annotation, cellular component: mitochondrial matrix; cytoplasm. Gene Ontology annotation, biological process: iron-sulfur cluster assembly; intracellular iron ion homeostasis. NCBI's taxonomy places the organism in Eukaryota, Metazoa, Chordata, Mammalia, Chiroptera, Rhinolophidae. Gene Ontology annotation, molecular function: ferrous iron binding; 2 iron, 2 sulfur cluster binding. The transcript is spliced from 2 exons. Bases 33 to 419 code for a protein of 128 amino acids. The record is from RefSeq and is a predicted model, not a curated record.
GCGUUUGGCCUGCGCAGGCUCAAGCCCGCAAGAUGGCGGCGGCUGGAGCUGGCCGUCUGAGGCGGGCGGCGUCAGCUCUGUUGCUCCGGAGCCCCCGACUGCCGACCCGGGAGCUGUCAGCUCCGGCCCGGCUCUAUCACAAGAAGAUUCAAGUGGAUGAAAAGGGGAAGAUCGUGGAUGCCAGGUUUAAAACACUUGGUUGUGGUUCUGCAAUUGCCUCCAGCUCCUUAGCCACUGAAUGGGUGAAAGGGAAGACGGUAGAGGAAGCCUUGACCAUCAAAAACACAGACAUCGCCAAGGAACUCUGCCUUCCCCCUGUGAAACUGCACUGCUCCAUGCUGGCUGAAGAUGCGAUCAAGGCUGCCCUGGCUGAUUACAAACUGAAACAAGAACCUAAGAAGGGAGAGGCGGAGAAGUGAGCCCUUGGCGAAGCUUCCAGCUGGGCACAUCGGCUGCUUGCCCACCUGCCGUGCAGUCACCGUAGAUUUCCGAAGCCCCUCACACUACAGCAAAAGAGCUAUGCGACUCUCACGUUUGCUGUUCACAUUGUGGCCCUAAUGCAAGCAAGAUACACAGUGUCAUUGUUGUGAAUCCUGUGGUUUCUUUCAGCCCGCUUUUAUCCCCUUAACCCAGUUAUGUAUAUUCUGAAUUGUGUGUAUGGCCUCAAACUGAAAUCGGUAAUGAAGUCCCAAGUUUUGGUAGUCUGUGAAGGGCACAAAGAUCUAUUUUACCUGAAUCUGUUUUGGGGAAGGUCACCAAUAGCAUGCCUUUGUAAUAUUCUUUGCUAGAACCAAGCAUUGUAUAUAAAACAUAUCUGCAUAUAUACAGUAAAUAAAAGAACGCAAGACA